UGUUGAUUCGGAAGCGCUGUUGUAGCAGUUUCCUCAAAACUAGCUACACAGCUAAACACCUCCGUUAGUACAGUGUAAACUUUGUCUCGUGGAGCAGUGGUGUACACGUUCACACUUCGGGAUAAGCCUUUCAUACGGUUAUGACUUGACUGUGGUGUCGGCGGUGACCGACCUCAAAACCUUUUUGUUUUUUUAAAAAGCUCCGCAUCACUUAAAUCAAGAAUCCGGACUGAGCAGGAUGCUAGCAUGUGUCGUUAGCAAACUGCUGCAGGAAAUUAGCUGGUUAGCUUCCACAUCCAGUCAAGUAUUAUGAGGCUGAACCUUCCCUCUUAUUGCUCUCACUGAGGUUAAAUACUGACAGCGCAAUGAACACCGAGGCGAUAGUGAUCCGUAUAAAAACGCCGUCAGGAGACAUGGACUCGUCCGUGGACUGUCCGUCUCUUCUGAACUUCAAUGACUUACUCGUCGCAAUCAGAGAUGUCAUGCCUGAAGCCACUGUCACGGCCUUUGAAUAUGAAGAUGAGGUGGGAGACAGAAUCACAGUAAGAAGUGAUGAAGAACUCAAAGCCAUGUUGUCAUAUUACUGCAACACAAUGAAUGAACAACGCAUGAAUGGACUGCUGCCGGACCCUUUGCAGAUUUUUCCAAGAGCCGGCAAGACUCCAGGGAUCCGGAACAUACAUGGCCUGAAGGUUAAUACAAGGCCUAACCCAGCAAAUGACUGCAGUCACGCUGUCCCAGACUCUAUAGCUAACAACAGCUUAAAAAAGUCAUCUGCUGAGCUGAAGAGGAUCUUGACAAAUGGCCAGAUAAAUGCCCAAGAUAUCCACUAUCAGGAGCAACUUGGCCAUGGAAACGGAGGCACAGUUUACAAAGCAUACCACGUUCAUGGCAAACGGGUUUUAGCUGUCAAGGUCAUUCCCCUGGAUAUCACGGUGGAGUUACAGAAGCAAAUCAUGUCAGAAUUAGAAAUUCUCUACAAGUGUGAUUCUCCCUACAUCAUCACUUUCUUCAGUGCCUUUUUUGUAGAGAACAGGAUAUCAAUAUGCACAGAAUUUAUGGACGGUGGCUCACUGGACGUCUACAAAAGAAUUCCAGAGCACGUGCUUGGGAGGAUUGCUGUGGCGGUAGUCAAAGGCCUGACGUAUCUGUGGAGCCUGAAGAUACUUCACAGAGAUGUCAAGCCUUCCAAUAUGCUGGUGAACACCCGAGGACGAGUCAAGCUCUGUGACUUUGGUGUCAGCACACAGCUGGUGAAUUCCAUUGCCAAAACAUACGUGGGAACUAAUGCAUACAUGGCGCCGGAAAGGAUAUCAGGAGAACAGUAUGGGAUCCAUGCAGAUGUCUGGAGUGCGGGCAUCUCUUUCAUGGAGCUGGCGCUUGGCAUGUUCCCGUAUCCACAGAUUCAGAAAAACCAAGGAUCUUUAAUGCCUCUCCAGUUACUGCAAUGCAUUGUUGAUGAGGAUCCUCCAGUUCUUCCUGUCAGCCAGUUUAGCGAAAAGUUUGUUCACUUCAUCACUCAAUGCAUGAGGCGGAACCCCAAGGAGAGACCUGCACCCAAUAACCUCAUGGAUCAUCCCUUCAUCAUACAGUAUAACGAUGGAAAUGCGGAGGUGGUGUCGAUGUGGGUGUGCCGCUGUCUGGAGGAGAGGCGAGCUCAGCUGGCUCAGGGACGCAUGUGACUUCUUCCUGUUGGCAAACUGUGGUGGACCCGAACGUUUGAUCCCAAACACACAUCAAAGGAUUCAGGGUCAAAUACGCCCACGCGCACUGUACAAGUACCUUAUUAUGAAUGGACCGAAAUCACUAGAUGUUACUUUAUGUGAACGAUUCUUGAUGGAACAGACACCCAGGAGCGCGCUCCGUUGAACUGAAUAUUAAUCUCUGCAUCGACGGGUCUGCACAUGGAGAUCCUUUCCAUUUCAAGAGAAUCCCAAAAAGCAGUGACCAUUAAAGUCGGCUGAACGGAGAUCGAUGGUCCUGAUUUUAAAGGAUCAGAGACGAAAAGAAACUUCAAAGCACAAGACUCGGGCGCGCUGGUGGAGUUACGCUCUGCGACGAUGAUGGCAUCCCAAAUAGCCGUCUUGUGCUUUACUGUUGACAGCCCUCCCAUGAAUGUUAAGGUUUUUUGCCUGUGAGUAACUACCCAUCUGUGUGCCUAUUUUUCCAGUGCUAUAAUUUCUUACCUCAGCAAACUUGAUUUGUCACUGCAAUAUCAAGACACCCCACCCCUACCCCUGAAAAUGUACUUACUUUUAGCUCCUGGAGUUGAACAUCUGCAUAGAGUUUUUCCUGAACCGGUGAGGCUGAGUGUCACCUGCUAUAUUCUAGAAGCCAUUAAGACUGAAGGAAAAUACAGCUAAAAGCAUAAUCUCCCCUUACAAAGCACCACUGUUUAAAAUGCUCUUUUAUUCACGUUGUGACCACUAAGUUGCUUUAGAAUAAAAUGUCAUUUAUUAUUCCGAAUUAGACAUUUCACUGGGUUGCCUAAGAGAUCGCUUUAUUUUGCUGUAAAGGGAAAAUGUUAAUGCAGUGUACUUGACACCAAAGACGAUAUAGACGGUGAAUUAUAUUGAUUUUUCAUGAAUGAGGCAAAUGUAAGAGGCCGAGUGACUAAAAUGAAUUGUUUCAGAAAGGUUUUUAUGAAAUGUGUAAUGCUUAAGUGCAAUUAACUGGCAUUGCUUCCACGUAUUCACAGCCAACGUAGCUUACAAUGGCGCGACCCGCACGGCGUGUGAAUCUAUGGAAACAAAUGCAACGGGAAAAAACAAACAAAACAUGAGCCAGCGGUUUAUUAUAAUUCAGUUCAACGCGGUUUCAUCCUUUAAGUUGUAAAUCAACAACCUUUAUGAAUGAUCAGAAACUGAAAGUGCAUGUUUAUUGAAGCGUCACAGAUGGGUAAUCGUGUUAUUCUUAAUGUGGGAAAUGCUGAAGGCUGCUGUGUUAUUGAGUUUUGAUCAUUUUGCACUUCAUGUCAAAAAUGGACAAACAAUUAGCAGGUUUGUUAGCAGUGACCGUAAAGCUCCGAACAGGCUGCUUACCUGUGCGUGGCAUUCACGGAUCCUCCUUUUUAUUUCAGCACCCACGUUAGAGCAGCUGCACAGCCUGCAUGAGACCCACGUCUGAUUGAACCUCCUCAUGUAACAAAAUUAGGCAAAUACUGCUCUUUUCUCAUGGUAAAAAGUGGCAGCACAAACGCUGUGGACGUGCACUUACAGUUUAAGGUUUGAGUCCAUCAUGUAGAGGUAAGAGUAGGUGAGGUCAAUCACAAGUCCAAAUAGAACAGGUUUUUAAACCCAUGUGACUGAUUAAAAUUUGUGUAGAAAUCCAUAUUGGAGCAUUUAAACUGCAAUUUAAUUAAUGUUCAUAUUUGAGUAUUUCUCACACACAAAAACAAUGAAAAAACCAAAAAUGUCUUGAAAUACAGUGUAAGCUAUGUACUGCAUGCUUUCGGUACAGUCGCUGUACCGCAGCCGAUGUUCCAGCUGUGAACAUCAGACAAACACUGGACGUUUAUCGAGUGGAAGUUGUGAUUGCGCCCUCUUCUGAUUUCCGUGAAUUUGAUGUGGUCACACCUUAAAUUAUGUUUAAUAUCAGUUUAACUGAUCUGGUAUGAAAAACAUGACAUCACAGUGUGGUUUUUAUUAUUAUCAUUAUUAUUAUUAUUAUUGUGUUACAGCAGGUAAAUCUUUUUUUAAGAUAUUUUUCUGCCUUUAUUAGAUGGAAACAGUUGAGACAGAACAGUUGAGGAAUGACAUGAAACAGCUGCGGUCAGAACUUCACGAGUCCUCCCACCAUAAAUCAUUUAUUGCCACUAUUUGCCUCAAAAGCCUGCAAAAGGAAGUCCAACCUUUUACAAGUUGAUUUUUUUGUCUAGUUUAGUUUUUUAGAAGAAAUGUCUGUGCAAGAUGCCAUUUAUUUUCCUAAAGUCCUCACCACUCUUGUAACUGGUGAAAAGUAUAAUAUGAAGAUGUUCCAGUUGCUGAAAUGUCAUCAAUGGGGAUUUUUCAACAGUUUCACAAGGAGUAGUAUAUGUUUUCUGCAUUAUACUCUGUUUUUAAUCAGCACUUAAUACUGUACAUUGGUGGGACAUCCACAUGAUACUAGGCUGCCCUGCUCAUGAACAGUGUGGUGGCUUUUCUUGCAAAGCAAAUGAAACCAUGAAGAUGGCAACAUUUCACAUUUCUGAAAAGAUGUGCACUGUGAUGAUUCAGAAAUGGUCUCACAGACUUUUAAGUAAGAAUCUGUCAUAAA
This is a messenger RNA of Oreochromis aureus, 4254 nucleotides long. It is a transcript of the gene map2k5, whose product is annotated as mitogen-activated protein kinase kinase 5. NCBI's taxonomy places the organism in Eukaryota, Metazoa, Chordata, Actinopteri, Cichliformes, Cichlidae. The transcript has 22 exons. Gene Ontology annotation, biological process: protein phosphorylation. The record is from RefSeq and is a predicted model, not a curated record. Bases 366 to 1682 code for a protein of 438 amino acids. Gene Ontology annotation, molecular function: protein binding; protein kinase activity; ATP binding.